UCAAUGUCAAUCAUUUCAAGUCAACAAAUGUCAUUUAUGUGAGAAAAAAUUAUCAAUGGAAAACAUCAAUUUGUGGCUUUUAUUUCUGCUAUUAUUAUAAAAAAAACAUAUGUUUGAGUGUCUAAGAAAAUUGAGAAAGAUCUGUAUUUGAGUAUUUUGUGAAGACUAUAACACGUAGGCAAUUUUCAGAGUAAGAAUUAUACAAUGGAUUCUGAUGGAGAAAAGGAACAAUUACUCAUUGGUCCCUCUAAGCCCAGUGUACGAUGUGAUAUUGUGAAUGAGUGUCAAAUGUUUCUGAAAUCUGAAGAGGGAGGCGGUGAUGCACAUACAAUGAACCAGAAUAUUGCACCUGAGAAAAGUGGUCGGUCUAAUUUCAUUACUCCUACAUCAUAUGAAACUAAAGAGCCACUAUCCAAUGACGCUGCAGCAGAAAAUACAGAAUUUGAGUCUGAUGGAAGUACAAAGCAGUCUUUAGCAGAGGCUGUCAGUGAGGCAGGCCUCCAAUCUUCAGACAACAGCUUGCCAAGCACAGUGACUAUCCUCGAUGCACCGGACGGGGGCAAAGUGUAUUUGGUUGGCACUGCUCAUUUCAGUUUAGAAUCACAGGAAGAUGUAUCUAAGGUGAUACAACAAGUAUGUCCUCAUGUUGUAAUGGUAGAGUUGUGUGAACAAAGGACUAACAUUUUAUUAUUAGAUGAGGAGGUCAUAUUGAGAGAGGCCAAAAAUAUCAAUAUUUCAAAAAUAAAGGCGACGAUGGCUCAGAACGGCGUGUUCAACGGCCUGAUGUACAUCCUGCUGCUCAACAUGUCGGCCCACAUCACGCGCGAGCUCGGCAUGGCGCCCGGCGGUGAAUUCCGCCGCGCUAUGGCAGAGGCUAAGAAGAUCCGCAACUGCAUCGUGCAGCUGGGAGACCGCGCCAUAGACAUCACGCUGCACAGAGCUAUCGCGUCCCUCUCGUGGGGACAAACCAUACGCUUUAUCUGGCAUUUGCUCACCUCCAAUCAGAAUAUUAGCCUAGAGGAAGUGGAGAGAUGCAAGCAGAAGAAGAUGCUGGAGGACAUGUUGGAGGAGAUGGCGGAAGAGUUCCCCGCGCUCAAGCGCGUGUUCGUGGUGGAGCGAGACAUGUAUUUGUGCCACUCACUGCAGAUCGCUGCCCUGCAAGCACGCCGAGAGCCGUGUAGAAUAGUGGGCGUCGUCGGCAUCGGCCACGUCGCAGGCAUUGUAGAACACUGGGGCAAAAUAGAAUCCCAAGAUAUCGCCCCAUUGCUCAAAGUUCCUCCGCCGUCGCUGUCGACGCGCGUCAUCCGCGUGUCGGUGCGCGCGGCUUGCGCGGGCGCAUUACUGUUCGCGGUGUACAAGAUGAUCCCGCGCCGCUGGCUACCCUGAUCCCGUCCUCUCAUAAGCGCCACGCAGGUGAGUGUCAUCUGCCAACAGACCGGUGGGCUCGCUAAACUUGACCUACCGUCCUCAGCAACUGUGUUACAAAAUAAUACAAAUGGAACAGUUGUUCUUCUCGGUACUGUACACUUCAGUAAACAAUCCGUGGAGGAUGUCAGUAAGAUAGUCAAACAAAUAAAUCCUAAUGCAAUUUUGAUUGAGUUAUGUAGACAGAGAGUUUCACUCUUAGAGCUGGAUGACAAAAAAUUUUUAGAAGACGCUAAAAACUUAGAUGUGAAGAAAAUAAAGCAUGCAGUAAAAGGACAGGGAUUGGUUUCUGGAAUGCUUCACGCAAUGUUGCUAAAAACGUAUGCGGAUAUAGCAAAAGAACUAGGCGUUGCACCAGGAGGAGAGUUUAGGAGAGCUUAUCAAGAGAUGAAGAAAAUACCUGGUUGCAAGUUAUUUCUUGGAGACCGCCCUAUUCAAAUAACAAUAGCAAGAGCUUUUCAAUCUCUGACUGUACUAGAACUCGGUCAAGUCCUUUUUCACCUAACAAAAUCAAAUCCUACACCGUUAAACAAAAAACAAUUGGAGAAGUACAAAAAUAAAGACUACGUCCAGGCUCAAUUCGAAGAGAUCACGAGAGAAGUGCCCGCCUUCAAGAAAAUAUUUCAUGUAUUUGUUGACGAGCGGGACAAAUGCCUCGCGUUUUCUUUGCAAGAGUGUGUGCGUGCAGUUCAAGACCCCCGAGUGUUGGCCGUGGUCGGAAUGGGUCACGUCGACGGCAUUGUGAAAUAUUACGGCAAAAUGAAGCAAGAGGAUAUUGUGCCAUUGUUACUUGUUCCGCCACGUCCGUUUUAUUCAGUGCUAAUCGGUAAAGGGAUGAAAUACACAUUUUAUUUUUUGAUUUUUUCUUUUUUUACAGACUUAUAUUUGGCUAGUUAAAUAAAAUGGUUUGAAUCUCA
Molecule: messenger RNA, 2342 nt
Organism: Maniola jurtina (meadow brown)
Lineage: Eukaryota; Metazoa; Arthropoda; Insecta; Lepidoptera; Nymphalidae
Exons: 17
Source: RefSeq, a predicted model, not a curated record